UUUUCGUUUUCGAAUUUUUGGUUAUUUUUGAUUCACGGCCUUUUAAAUUGCAUUCAGUUAAUUAAGGUCAUCUGAGUUCCAUUGAAUAAAUAAUGGCUGAUGAAGAAUACGAUGGAGAGGACGGGGGGGCAGAUUAUGACGACAUCGUCGAAGAGGACAAUAAUAUCGAGGAGGUUGAAGAACAAGAGGAGGAACCGGGGUACAACGUGCAGUGCCUGGCCCCAGGGCAAGCCGGUGGUGGAGUGGAGAAGUCCAAGCGGAUCACCACACGAUAUAUGACUAAAUAUGAAAGAGCACGGGUCUUAGGUACAAGAGCCUUACAAAUAGCUAUGUGUGCCCCAGUAAUGGUGGAAUUAGAGGGAGAAACGGACCCACUGCAGAUUGCUAUGAAGGAACUGAAACAAAGGAAGAUCCCCAUCAUAAUACGAAGAUAUCUCCCAGACCAUUCCUAUGAGGACUGGAGUAUAGAUGAAUUAAUUAUUAUUGAUCAUUAAGAAUAAGAUAUUCAUAAGAUAUAUUUAGGGUAAUAAUAUUUUAAGACAAAUUACAUUAUCAUAAGUUACUGUAAACAACAUGAAAUAGAAAAUAAAUAAAUAAACAAUU
Pararge aegeria (speckled wood butterfly) is the source of this 603-nucleotide messenger RNA. It is a transcript of the gene RpII18, whose product is annotated as DNA-directed RNA polymerases I, II, and III subunit RPABC2. Gene Ontology annotation, molecular function: DNA-directed RNA polymerase activity; DNA binding. The coding region runs from base 93 to 494 and encodes 133 amino acids. The transcript has 2 exons. Gene Ontology annotation, cellular component: RNA polymerase I complex; RNA polymerase II, core complex; RNA polymerase III complex. NCBI's taxonomy places the organism in Eukaryota, Metazoa, Arthropoda, Insecta, Lepidoptera, Nymphalidae. Gene Ontology annotation, biological process: DNA-templated transcription. The record is from RefSeq and is a predicted model, not a curated record.